This is a messenger RNA of Cygnus atratus (black swan), 1530 nucleotides long. RefSeq names its product heterogeneous nuclear ribonucleoprotein A0 (gene HNRNPA0). The coding region runs from base 32 to 979 and encodes 315 amino acids. Gene Ontology annotation, molecular function: RNA binding. Lineage: Eukaryota; Metazoa; Chordata; Aves; Anseriformes; Anatidae. The transcript has a single exon. The record is from RefSeq and is a predicted model, not a curated record.
GCGCGGCCCCGGCCCCGCUCCCGGCGGCGGCAUGGAGAACUCGCAGCUGUGCAAGCUGUUCAUCGGCGGCCUCAACGUGCAGACCACGGAGGCCGGGCUGCGGGAGCACUUCGCGGCCUACGGCACCCUGACCGACUGCGUGGUGGUGCUCAACCCGCAGACCAAGCGCUCCCGCUGCUUCGGCUUCGUCACCUACUCGGCGGUGGAGGAGGCCGACGCCGCCAUGGCCGCGUCCCCCCACGCCGUGGACGGCAACGCGGUGGAGCUGAAGCGGGCCGUGUCCCGGGAGGACUCGGCCAAGCCCGGGGCUCACGCCAAGGUGAAGAAGCUCUUCGUGGGCGGCCUCAAGGGGGACGUGGCCGAGGGGGACCUGGUGCAGCACUUCAGCCAGUUCGGCCCCGUGGAGAAGGCGGAGAUCAUCGCCGACAAGCAGAGCGGCAAGAAGCGCGGCUUCGGCUUCGUCUACUUCCAGAACCACGACGCGGCCGACAAGGCGGCCGUGGUCAAGUUCCACCCGAUCCAGGGCCACCGCGUGGAGGUGAAGAAGGCCGUGCCCAAGGAGGACAUCCAGGCGGGCGGGGGGGGCGGCGGCGCGGCCAGGCCCUCGCGGGGAGGCCGAGGAGGAGGAGGAGGAGGACGGGGCCGGGGCGGCGGCGGAUCCGGCAACCGGGACCACAACGGGCUGGCCAAGGGAGGCGGCGGUUACAACAGCUACGGCGGCUACGGCGGGGGAGGAGGCGGCGGCGGGUACGGCUCCUACGGCGGCGGCGGCGGCUCCUACGGAGGAGGCGGCGGAGGCGGCGACUACGGCAACGGGUACGGCGGGUUCGGCAGCUACAGCCAGCACCAGUCCUCCUACGGGCCCAUGAAGAGCGGCGGAGGAGGCGGAGGAGGGGGCGGCAGCUGGGGGGGCCGCAGUAACAGUGGACCGUACAGAGGAGGCUAUGGCGGGGGAGGCUACGGGGGCGGCUCCUUCUGAGCCGGAGCGCCCGUACCCGCCGGGGGGGCGGCGUGCAGAGCCCUCCCUCCGGCACGGGGCAGCUUCGAAAUGGUUUCUCCCCUCGCCCGCCGAAGGGCAGCUCCUUUUAAAUGCCUCCCCGCUGUGGGAGCAGCUCCUAAAUGCCCCCUGGGGGUCGCCUCUGCUGCCUGUGCCACUUCUUUUCUCUCGGAAGAUGGACUGGGCCCCACACACACACAUACUUUGUGUUACAGUCAUUGAUGGACUCUAUUUUUUUAUUAUUACUUGGACCUUGGUCGUUUUUAUACUAGCAACGAAAAAUGUCUUGUUUUAAUUUUUUUUUUGGGGGUGGGGGUACGGGGUGGGAAGCGUCUUGCUGAUCUGGAGUAAAAACUGGGGAGGGUUACGGGGGAAUUUUCUUUGUUGUAAGGACUCGAUACCUGGCUACUACAUUUUUUUCUACCAAACCUACUCGGAUCCCAUGACUGAAAUUAACAUUUCUGUAAAGGAGGAAAAAAAAUCGUUUUUACGUUUUUUAUUUUUUAAAUAAAUCAUUGUGUUCAUUGACCUUU